GCGCGCGCCAGUCCGGCUCUCGACGCCUACCUCGCUCGCUGGCCGCUGCUCAGGGAACCUGCCGUUUCCCGCGAAAAUGUAGCUGUGCUCGCGAUGCGCACUCGUGAAUCGCCGUGGCGAACGCGUGGACAGUUGGAGUCGCCGACGACGGUGAGUUGCUGCGCGGCCGACGGCGCUUACGUUCGAAUAAAUAGCGGACCAGCUGGCACCGGCGGUACGUCGGGGGCCAUCGGUCGAGAGCUCGAUUUGCUCGAGUGCAGUCGCUCGCGGCAGCCGGCCGAAUUCCAUAAACAAAGACUCAGCGCGCAGCAGGACUCGAUCGAAGCCGACUUGGAGUUGCGCAACGCCUCGGCGCUCGGCGUAUCGCCGCCUGGGCGAGUGCCUUGCUGCAGGAGAGCCGCCUGAACGAGCGAUGAGCGCGAGCGAGCGCCCGAGGAGAGCGGCGGCUACGUCAGAGCGAGCGGGUCCCGACGAGGAAGAAAUCCGCUGAGAGUUCUUGCAGACUAAAGCUGACGGAAAUCGGAUCGUCGGAGCAGACGCUGCCGCAGGUUGAUCCCGCGCGAGACUUGUUGGGCGUUCCAGGAGAGCGCAUCCUCCGCUCGCAGCGAACACGGCACGGCCGUAUGUCCAGCCUUGGUGAGCGAACCGAGGCUGCUGCUGCUGCUGGACGCGACGGAGCUGGAGUCAUCAGCGGAAGCAGAGAACAUGUCGUUCGGCAAGGACAGCAUAGUCCUGGAUCUCAGCGGCCUCGACGAUGCCGCGGAAAAGGCGAGAUUGGACUUACCCACAGCCGAGGCCGUGCACCGCGCGGAGCCGGCCAUCGUGAAGAAAGUUGCGGCUGGCCUUAAGUCGAGCGCAAGCGGCAAGGUACCAAAUGGAAAAUGCCAAGAGAUGGGCUCGCUCUCGAGCGGCAGCUCGAUCGCGACCAUUUGCUCGGCCGCCAACUCCGAGCCCGACUCGCCCUCGAGCGAGCCUCCCGGCAAGCGCCGCGACCCCGAGGACCCACCCAAGAAGAAGAGGAAGAGCCGACUCAUCACCGACGAGACCUGGUACCACACCGGAUUGCAGAUCUCCGUGCCGUUCUUCAUCGCGGGAAUCGGGACCAUCGGCGCCGGUCUCGUUCUCGCCAAGGUCAAGGACUGGCCGGUAUUCGAGGAGGUGUCCCAAAUCUUCAUCCUCGUGCCAGCCCUUCUGGGUCUGAAGGGCAAUCUGGACAUGUGCCUGGCAUCCCGGCUGAGCACCCAGGCGAACCUCGGCAACAUGAAGACCUACCGCGAGAUCUGCAAAAUGAUAAUCGGCAACAUCGCCCUGGUGCAGGUCCAAGCGAUCGUCGCGGCCACCCUCGUGGCGUUCUUCGCCACCGCGGUCGGCGCCGCCAUGGACGGGCAGUUCUCCUGGAACAGCAUGCUCCUGUUGAUGGCCUCGAGUAUCUGCACCGCCACCAGCUCCUGCUUCAUUCUGGACUUCGCCAUGAUCGCGGUGAUUAUGGGCGCGCAUCGGACGAAGAUGAAUCCGGACAAUCUGGCGACCCCGCUGGCCGCGUCUAUCGGCGACGUGGUGUCGGUGAGCGUGCUGUCGGCGAUCGCCUCGCAGCUCUACCUCUAUCUGGCCAACGACAUCUGGAUCCUGUACGCGAUAGUGGUCGCCUACCUCGUCCUGCUGCCCAUCUGGAUUUGCAUCGUGCUGAAGAACAAAUACACGAGGAACGUGCUGACUUCCGGCUGGACGCCGGUUAUAACUGCCCUCUUCAUCAGCGGGCUAGGUGGUCUGAUCUUGGAUCAAGCGAUCGACCGGCUCAACGGAUUCGUCAUCUUCCAGCCGAUCAUCAACGGGAUCGGCGGUAAUCUGGUCUCCGUUCAAGCGUCCAGAAUCUCGACGAUGCUGCAUCAGUCGACGCUCAUCGGUAUCCUGCCUCCGUGGACCAGAACCUGGGUCUCGCCGUGGACGGCGCUCUUCCGCGGGGAGCCGUCCGCGAAUACGGCGCGACUUCUAAUCGCCAUGUCGAUUCCCGGGCACGUGGCAUUUUCCUUCGCAGCCGAUUACAUACAAUGGGGCCGCUCGACGAUACACAUUUACUUUAUGCUAUCUUAUUUGACUGUCGCCGUCCUGCAGGUGAUGCUGCUGCUCUACGUCGCGCACAUUAUGAUCCACGUGAUGUGGAAAUACAAGAUCGAUCCUGACAACUCGGCCAUCCCUUACCUUACCGCUUUGGGAGACCUCAGCGGAUCAAUGCUACUGGCCGUUGCUUUCAUCUUUCUCCAGCAGAUCAAUCGCGAGUACAAGAGUUAGCGCGCCGCUUAUCGUCGUUUAUCAUUGUUUUGUCCCAAAAUACUCGAAAUGUAUAAAGAUUUUCGAAUAGCUUGAAUUUUAUUUUCUCCCUAUCGUUACAAAGAGAUCUAUAUUUGGAAAUACUAAUUGAUGCACGAGUAAUUUCUGUGAUAAAUAUGGCCUUCAAUUGGUAAUCAACUUUUUGUACGUUACGAGUAUUUCUUCGGUGUUCGCACUUGUCCACUUUUUGUUAUUAUUUAAGACAAUCAAUCGUUCGAUGUAAAAAGUCAGUUAUUGUUUUAAGAGAAGUUAAAUUACCUGCAACGUCAAGUACAAUGUUCAAGACACACUUAAUAUUUACAGAUAUUUUAUGGAGCUUACAGUAGUACUUUAAUUAAUCCUUUACUUUACUAGAUCUCGUUGUUGUAAAACAGUUUUAAUACUAGCCAUAUUAUUUUUUUAUCUGUAAAUACACAUUAAGAUAAUUCUUUGGUUAUUUUAAACGUACACUGACACGACUUACUAUUUUAUGCAAGACAAAGGGUCAGUCGGAGACAAUAAAACCUGUACGUUACAGAGCUGUUAUUGCAUUUUAAAGUAGUCGGGAAAGUACAAGUAAGCUUGUUCUUGCGACAAUGCACCAUUGUAAUAUAUAUAAUUAUAAUAUAAUAGUAGAGUUUGAGAUAUAAACGAUCGUGUCUACUUCAAUUUGAUGAACUAUGACGACGCUGUAGCGUAAAGAUUAUCAGUGUAUCGUUAACGGCGGUAUCGAUUGUAACUACAAAAAAUAUAUAAUGAACAUAAAGUCUCUUCUUGCUAACGUAACUUCCAGGCAUAACAAGAGAAAAAGUUGAAGGUCACUUUGCAAUUACGUAAUCCUCGUUCGCCGUUCGCUCGGGAUAAUGUUCGCAUUGAUAAUCGAUUGUUACUGUAGAAGCUGAGGUAAUCGAAAAGGUGUCAGUGUACACGAUAGUUAGCAACGCACAUAGGUCAUUUUCACGUUAUUGUUUCAAGCUUGCGAACGCGCAGGCCUUUCGGUUAUUAAGGAUACCUAGCCACGAGCAUCGAGCACCUGUCACUCCGGCAAUCUUGUUACUGAACAAUUAUGUUGAACAAAUGAAAGGUCAUGGAUACGCGAUAUACAUAUUCGCCUGUGGACCAGUAUUACAGUGAAAUACACUUACGUUAUGCGUAUAUUCUUGUAGCUCGCCUCAGCGAUUGUAAUAUUGAAAAAUAAAGGAAAAAUAUUCCGAAGAGUA
This is a messenger RNA of Phymastichus coffea, 3527 nucleotides long. RefSeq names its product solute carrier family 41 member 1-like. The transcript has 9 exons. The coding region runs from base 706 to 2289 and encodes 527 amino acids. Gene Ontology annotation, molecular function: monoatomic cation transmembrane transporter activity. The record is from RefSeq and is a predicted model, not a curated record. Gene Ontology annotation, biological process: monoatomic cation transport. NCBI's taxonomy places the organism in Eukaryota, Metazoa, Arthropoda, Insecta, Hymenoptera, Eulophidae. Gene Ontology annotation, cellular component: plasma membrane.